Juglans microcarpa x Juglans regia is the source of this 1285-nucleotide messenger RNA. RefSeq names its product cytidine deaminase 1-like. Lineage: Eukaryota; Viridiplantae; Streptophyta; Magnoliopsida; Fagales; Juglandaceae. Bases 207 to 1097 code for a protein of 296 amino acids. Gene Ontology annotation, molecular function: zinc ion binding; cytidine deaminase activity. Gene Ontology annotation, cellular component: cytosol. The transcript has a single exon. The record is from RefSeq and is a predicted model, not a curated record.
GGCCAAUUUUAUCUCUUCCUGCACUCAAGGCACCUCUAUAAAUCAUUCUCCGAAGCACCCAUCGUUCUCCCCCCCGCUUUCCUCCCCUCUCCUCGCUUUCAGGAACUCCUCUCUCCCCUCUAAAUCCCAUCUUGGCCAUCUGCCUCCCUCCUCUCAUCCCCCCACCAAUCUCCCAAAACCUCCAUUUCUCGUUUCCUAUCUCGAAAAUGGACCGACCCAGAUUCGUAAUACCAGCCUCGGAAGCUGAAUCCAUGGCAGAAGAAUCCAACCUCUCCGUUCUCCAGUUCCUACCCUCCCUUGUCAACUCCGCCAAGCGCCUCGCCCGCCCGCCCAUCUCCCACUACCACGUCGGUGCUGUCGGUUUAGGCUCCUCCGGCCGAGUCUUCCUCGGCGUCAACCUUGAGUUCCCCAACCUCCCCCUCCACCACUCCGUCCACGCCGAGCAGUUCCUCCUCACCAAUCUCUCCAUCAAUGCCGAACCCCACCUCCGCUACCUCGCUGUAUCCUCCGCCCCUUGCGGUCACUGCCGCCAGUUCCUCCAAGAGAUCCGUAACGCCCCGAACGUCAACCUCCUCAUCACCUCCGAACCCAAAUCGGAAUCAGACCAAUUCCAACCGUUGUCCAGCUUUCUCUCCCACCGGUUCGGCCCCGAUGACCUGCUGGCCAAAGACGUACCAUUGCUCUUAGAGCCACACCACAACGGGUUAACGUUUCUAAGCGAAACCCAGUUUCCAUCCUGCAAUGGUUUUUGCGAUGGAUAUGGGGAAUUACGAUAUGCGGCUUUGGAGGCCGCGAAUAAGUCCCAUGCGCCGUACAGUGGCUGCCCAUCCGGCGUAGCGCUUAUGGACGGCGAAGGGAAGAUAUACAAAGGGUCUUACACGGAAUCGGCGGCGUAUAAUCCGAGCUUGGGGCCGGUGCAGGCGGCAAUCGUAGCGUACGUUACCGGCGGGGACGGUGGUGGCUAUGACAAGAUUGUCGCGGCGGUGUUGGUGGAGAAGGAAGGAGCUGUUGUGAAGCAAGAGGACACGGCAAGGCUGCUAUUGAAGGCGAUUUCGCCCAAGUGUGGAUUAAAGGUCUUCCAUUGUAGUUCGGCCUAGAAUGAAUGGCUGUAAAAAGUCCUUGUUCUUGAUGUGAAGUCAACUGUAAUUGUUGGACCAUUGAUUUGGUCCUCGAAAGAUUUGAAUUUGAUGCAUGAAUGGAUGAAGGAUGAAGGAUCUCUCUCUCUCUCUCACCUCUGUAAGUUGUAAUUCUAAUAAGAUUGUUAUAGUCAAAGUUUUGGAAUUUA